Messenger RNA from Aspergillus aculeatinus CBS 121060, 970 nucleotides. RefSeq lists its product as uncharacterized. The transcript has a single exon. Bases 184 to 864 code for a protein of 226 amino acids. The record is from RefSeq and is a predicted model, not a curated record. Lineage: Eukaryota; Fungi; Ascomycota; Eurotiomycetes; Eurotiales; Aspergillaceae.
GUAAGAGACAAGACAGGGCAGCCAGCCAAGUCGGGAUCAGGAACCUUUUUGUGUGCAGGGCAUGGUGGGAGCCGAAGAAGCGGACAGCAAAACCGGGAUUUUUUUGGGGUCACCCCAGACUGAUGGAAUGGAGGAUGGAGGAGAGUCGGGGAAAAAAGAGGGUCUGGGGGACGGACUGGAGACAUGCCACACCGAAUCGGCAUCGAUCCUGGGGGGAAGGACUGGGCGUGGGGGUUACCGAAGAGAUUCCGACGAGGGAGGAGAUACAUAGUACUAAUGUCAAGGAUGACGAUGACGAUGAUGAUGAUGAUGAUGAUGCAUCAGUGCCAGUGGUUGAUCAAGGUUGUCUGUUGUAUGGAGACGGGAAGACAAGAAGGCGAAAAGGCGGAACACACCAAAAGACGAAGCCGAAAGGGAAAAAGCGGAGAGAACGUGGGGGUUGCCGUCCGACGUUGCAACUGUUUGCAUUCUGGGAAAGUACUACUUCGUACUGGGUACUCACAGUGUACUACUAUACACACAGUCCGAAUGAUUCAACCCAGAUGCAGUGCUUCCAGCAUUGACAAACAAGGCUCAAACACCUCAAAUUCCCCCUAUUCUACACAUUCAAUCAAUCAAGUGACCAACAACAUAGCACAGCACACCAAACUCCCUUCUCCCCCCCUGCCCCCGCGCAUCACCCAACCAGCCCGAAACGAGAAUCGGGAAAGAAUCUCGGCUUCCAACCCAAUGCGACCAUCAGCCCAUGGUCCAUGGUCCGUCCUGUCUGCCCGGCGGCGGGCUGGACCGUCCAUCCGUCAUUCAAUGAGAAAGAAAAAGGACCUGACGCGGGUGUCGCCGGAGGCAAAAUUUUUCCCUUUUUGAAGAAGCUUGACGAGAAACAAAGGGAUCGAAUCAGACCGACUCAUUGACAGACAGACAGACAGACAGACAAACAGACAGGAUACCUGGUGACCACGGGACCGAUCCC